AUGAACAACUCGUCUGGAAAGUUGAAAUUUUCGCAGGGGAAUGUAGAAAAUUUGGAAGAAGAGAUAUCUUCACUCGCGAAACAUCGUUCUACCCUAAAAGAGACAUCUCCAGAAGAAGAUUUUGCACAAGCAAAGUUAGAAGAUAUUAAGCAAAAAGCAAAUAAACUAGAACAGGAAAAUUCUCGUUUACGUGACGAUGUUCAAAAGAUUGGAGUUGCGAUUGCCAAAAAGGAAGAAGAACUGUCCAAAAUAAAAUUGAUGCUCGCUGAUAAUAAAGAAUUGCCAUGCCCGAAAUGCAAAAAUGAUACUGGGGCUUCUCGCUCAAAGCCUGGUGAUAAAGACGAGAAAAAUGAAAUUUCGGAAAUGAAUUUUGAAAAAAAUGAAUCAUUACUGACAAGUGACACGGUUGAGUCCAGUACAUCGAUGGAUAACAUAGUCUCCAGUACAGAUAUUGGGCCAAAUCCUGCGCACGUUUCUAGAAAAAGUACAUUGACGGACGAAUUUACUAAGAACAACAGCCAAUCUAGCGACUCAGAAAACGACUUGCCUUAUUCCAACGAAGAAAUUGACAAUACUGAACAAAAAGGGACGACAAGCAUUGAAUUAACCCAUACUCCCAAAGAUAACGUUGAUUUUGAAGCGGAAACUGCAUUCCUUAAUACGCCACCAUCAACCAAUUCGAAACAAAAAAGAAAAAAGCAAAAGAAAAAGGAUAAAUCUCAAACAGCGAUUUCAUUGUCUAACGGGAAGAAACGUUUUCAUGCAACAGACAAAAAUACUAAUAAUGAAUAUGUUGAGGAUUCAGCUGCUGGCAAUAAAACAGUCCUAAAGAUGAAAAACAAGGCUGUUCAAACAAUUCAUGGACAUCUUAGUCCUGCCUUUAAUAAAAAAUCUUCUCCACGAGACAUUCUAGAAUCAACAACAAUCAGCCGAGCUGAAACUGAAGAAGCUGAAAUUGAUUACGUUAAGGGCGAAAUACCAUCAUUUGCAGGAGAAAAAACAGAGUUAGAUUCUGGUUGGAAAACAAAACUGCAUAAACUUUCCGAAAAUAUUGAAGAUAUUCUUGUUGAAAGUGAUGGAGCAUCUGAAAGUAAAUCUGCAGAAAUGGAAGACGUUAAAAUGAAUUACACGUGCUUUUCUCCGAUUAAGGGGGACGCUAAUCAGGUUCACACGUAUACCAGUCUUAAUUUACUAUAA
This is a messenger RNA of Xenia sp. Carnegie-2017, 1197 nucleotides long. RefSeq lists its product as uncharacterized. The record is from RefSeq and is a predicted model, not a curated record. The coding region runs from base 1 to 1197 and encodes 398 amino acids. The transcript has 8 exons. NCBI's taxonomy places the organism in Eukaryota, Metazoa, Cnidaria, Anthozoa, Malacalcyonacea, Xeniidae.